Molecule: messenger RNA, 883 nt
Organism: Habropoda laboriosa
Lineage: Eukaryota; Metazoa; Arthropoda; Insecta; Hymenoptera; Apidae
Gene: RpS2
Product: 40S ribosomal protein S2
Exons: 3
Coding region: 41-883 (280 amino acids)
Biological process (GO): translation
Cellular component (GO): ribosome; cytosolic small ribosomal subunit
Molecular function (GO): RNA binding; structural constituent of ribosome
Source: RefSeq, a predicted model, not a curated record
GUCUUUCUUCCGUAACCGUGCUGAGGAGAAAAAAGUAACAAUGGCGGACACUGCUCCAGCCGCGCGUGGAGGAUUUCGUGGAGGAUUUGGCUCUCGUGGAGGAGGUGACCGUGGAGGUCCAAGGGGUAGAGGUCGCGGAGGUAGAGGAAGAGGCCGUGGACGUGGACGCGGUAAAGAAGACAGCAAGGAAUGGAUUCCAGUCACAAAACUUGGACGUCUUGUCAGAGAUGGAAAAAUUGAAUCCUUGGAGCACAUUUACCUCUUCUCUUUGCCCAUUAAGGAGUAUGAAAUCAUCGACAAGUUCCUUGGACAUGAACUAAAGGAUGAAGUAUUAAAAAUUAUGCCUGUACAGAAACAAACCAGAGCUGGUCAACGUACACGUUUCAAGGCUUUUGUAGCUAUUGGUGACUAUAAGGGUCAUAUUGGUUUGGGUGUAAAGUGUUCCAAGGAAGUAGCCACUGCCAUCCGUGGUGCUAUCAUCUUGGCUAAACUGUCUGUUGUACCAGUACGUCGUGGUUAUUGGGGUAACAAGAUCGGUGAUCCUCACACAGUACCCUGCAAGGUUACUGGCAAGUGUGGAUCUGUUCAGGUGCGUCUGAUCCCAGCACCAAGAGGUACAGGCAUUGUUUCUGCCCCUGUACCUAAAAAACUGCUGCAGAUGGCUGGUAUUGAGGAUUGUUACACAUCUGCAAGAGGAUCCACCUGUACUCUUGGAAAUUUUGCUAAGGCUACUUAUGCAGCUAUAGCCAAGACUUACGCAUAUCUGACACCAGAUCUCUGGCAUGAUCAGGCACUAAGAAAAGCACCAUAUCAAGAAUUCGCUGACUAUCUGUCUAAGAAUCACAAAGUCAUGGGAGGACAAAGACCUGCUGAGGUUGUUUAA